GUGUUUUGCGUCCCCCUCCCUGUGAGAAGCCCUGUGGCGAGGAGGCCCUGCUGGACCUUCAUGCCAGGGUUUGAGUUGGCGCCGGUGGGCGGGGGUUGCCCCGUGGUGCUGCCGCCUGGGGAGACAGUGAUAGGAAGAGGUGCCCUGCUGGGAGUCUCUGCCCACAAGUCCGGGAGGAGUCCCAGUUGCUGCUGUCUGUUGCUGGGAAUAUCCCUAGCAGCUGGAGAAGAACACAGGGUGAAGAAAGCACUAUUACAGAUAAAAGAGUAUCCAGGAAACAUGCUAUUCUGAAGGUAGUUGGUGACCAUCUUAGCAUCAAACCGGUCCAUGUAAACCCCUGUUUUUAUCAGUCGACGGAAAAUGAUGAACUAUUGCCAAUGGAUACUGAUAGAUGGCAUCAGCUGAGUCCAGGUGACAGAUUUUCCCUGCUAGUAGACAAAUAUAUCUUCAGGGUUCUCAUCAUUUCUUCAGAGGGGGAAAGUCUGCUAAGGAAAAAUGGGAACCUCUGUGUAGAAGACAUACCAAAUCGAGCUACCUCGUCACUUCAGCAAACCAAGAUGCCUCGCAGACAGCCUUCAUCACAGCAAACAAUGUCCUCCAACAAGAGCCAACUUUUGGAAGUAAACUCACGAUUAGAAGAAGCAGCUGAAAUCCCAAAGAAGUUUUCUGCUAGCGUUUCUGAAAAUGAAGAAGUAAGACUUCAUCAAAGGAAAAGAGUGCUUCCAGCAUGGAUGCUGCAAGCAGACAUAAUAGUCCAAAGUUCAUCAGCCUCAGGUUCAGGAAAAGGAAAUAGUAGAGAAAUGAAACAAAGUCCAGGGAAAAAGCAAAAAAGGACUGAAAAUGAAGAUGCUGCCCUUGCUACACAGGAUAUAAAACAUCUAUCUGCUGAACCUAUUGUGAGAAAAAUGGAAAAGAAUGAAAGCAAAAUGUUAUGCCAAAGAGCUGUAAGUCCUACAGGGCAAUGUAAUCGUCAACUUCAUAAUGAAGAGUUACAGCUCAACACAGAUGCACUCGCUUGCCAGCCUGCUGAAACAGAUAUAACUAAUAAAAAUGAAAACAUUUUGGAGAAUGUUCAAUGUAAUCCUGAGCAAUUUCAUCAGGACAUGUCACAAACUCCAGUUCACCAGGGUGAGAUUCAAGAGCUUCUCAAUCCGUCUACCGAGACAAGCAUUUCUACCGAGAUAGGCAUUUCUAACGUAACUGGAAGUCAAGAUGUAACACAAAACUCUAACAAAACUACACACCAGAGGACAGCUUGCCUCUAUGGGAGAAGCUGCUACAGGAAAAAUCCUAUACAUUUUCAGCAGUUCAGUCACCCCGGAGAUAGUGAUUAUCAUGAUACAGAAUCUGUAACUCAAGCUGACACUGAUAACAGACCUGAAUGCCCUUAUGGAACUGCUUGCUACAGGAAAAAUCCACAGCACAAGCUGGAAUACAAACACACUGUAGCACCAGAACCUGAGAGGAUGCAGACAAGACCGAAGGCUAUUAAAAAAGGAAGACGUGUUUUGGAUGAUGAUAGUGAUAAUGAUGGUGAGCCCAAUGAAUACAACUUGAAUGACAGCUUUAUAGAUGACGAAGAGGAAGAAGAGUGUGACCCUACUGAUGAAGACUCUGACUGGGAGCCAGAUUUUGAAGACAAGGAUGAUGAAGAUGUUGCCACACUUCUGAAAGAAGCACAGAAGAUUGUUAAAAGCAAUAAGUAGUUGUACAUGCUUUGCAAAUAUGGUGCACAAUUCACAUGAAACGUCCUGAAUUCAAUUUGAUUUAAAUGGUUCACUUUAACCCUUAAAUCAAGUUGGUAUAAAUGUUCUCUUGAUUCUGUCCCUUGCAUUUAAGAAGACAGGAGGCAGUUUGGAAGACAGUCAUAAUAAUUUAUUGAUACCAAUUUAUAUCUCAAGAUAUUGAGACCAAAUAGAUUGUUUAAUGAAGAAAAAUAUAUUGGUCAGAUUGAGAGAGGUUACUCCAACCCAUUAGUGUGAAUGGGAUGAAAGCAUUUAAAUCUGGCUCAAGAGUGCCAGAUGAGUAGUAAUUUCCCCUCUAAGAAUAGUGGUUUAGAUGAGCCUUUACCUCGAAAUCGGCUCAUAAAUUUUGCACUAAUCUAUACUUAAUGUAUGUAAAUCUUAAAUGCUGUUUCCUCACAGCUGGUAAUGUCUGAGAGAAGGUCAUGUAUCUUGAGUUGUAACACUUAACACUACUGAUUUUAAUGCCUGAUGUACUGUGCCACAUACGGCAUUGAGGCUUAAACUAGGAGGUUUUUAUUUACAUUACUAAAGUUCAUCUUCAUGUUAAAUGAAGGGAAUGUUACGUUGCAUAUACGUAAUCAUCAUAUACGGUAGAUCAUGACAGUUUUAGAUAGACAGUUAAACCAAGUUGGAAUUUGGUUCAUUAGCUGCCAAACUGGUAACCAGGCUGUAACCAAUCACUGUCUUUCAUAUUCCAGCUAAUACUACAAACGGCAUUUGUUUUCUCUCUGUAUUUCAGAAAAAAAUGUUUAUAAAUUUAUGAUGAAAGCAAUUAUGUCCCAAAUCUCUUUCCAGUAUUUUUGUUCUUCUAAAAGUGGUUGUACAAUGCUACAACACUCUGUUUUUUUACUCUGAAACAUGAAUCCCAGGUGACUUGGCUUUGCACUGGAAUCUGAGGCACAGGUUUGUCUGUAAAAACACUGAUAUACAUUUAAAUAUGCUGUGUAGAUAUUAAACAUGAAAGUCUUUUUGAAAAGUAAACAAAUCAGUAUUGCCACUAGCCUUGGGCAAAUAGCAAUUCCCCCAGGCAAACAGCCAAGUGGCAGCAACUUUUCACCCCUCACUGCAGCAGCGCAUUUUUUAGAUUCCAGAAGAGUGUUUUGCACAGCUAUUAAGGGCAAGAGAGUCAGUCUUUUCAUUUUAAUGACUUUUUCCAAGUUGAGGAAAGAGUGUUGCAGAGCAUUCCCAAUUUUAACGUUUUGUUCACACAAUAACUUCAUCCAAACUAGGGAUAAUGUGCCUCUCUUGUAUUGAGUAGGUCCUCGCCAAAGAAACUUGGGCAACCAAUUGCACAGAGCACUUGAUAGUAUCCUGCAGAUAGUGCUCUUUCGUAUAACUUUGUGAACAAGGUGGAGAAAGAACAAUGGCUCUAUUAUUAUUUUUCUUUAAUUGUUAGUUGUCCUGAGAAUGCUCCAGGGUUUGAGGGUGUUAUAUACCAGUAACUGUAUUAAAUAAACAAGAUUCACCGGA
Zootoca vivipara (common lizard) is the source of this 3215-nucleotide messenger RNA. RefSeq names its product aprataxin and PNKP like factor (gene APLF). Lineage: Eukaryota; Metazoa; Chordata; Lepidosauria; Squamata; Lacertidae. Gene Ontology annotation, cellular component: site of double-strand break; nucleus. Gene Ontology annotation, molecular function: 3'-5' exonuclease activity; DNA-(apurinic or apyrimidinic site) endonuclease activity; protein binding. The record is from RefSeq and is a predicted model, not a curated record. Gene Ontology annotation, biological process: double-strand break repair.